Molecule: messenger RNA, 1092 nt
Organism: Paraglomus brasilianum
Lineage: Eukaryota; Fungi; Glomeromycota; Glomeromycetes; Paraglomerales; Paraglomeraceae
Source: the annotation of a GenBank genome assembly
AUGGGCAAGUGCACAGAAGAAGAAAAAAAAGUGUAUAACGCUGUGUGCACAAUUCUCGAGGAAAUCGAUAUAGACGGCGUUAACCCAACUGAUCCACUAGCAUCUGGGGUGCUAGACUUGACAAAGUUGGGUGACACUUAUAUGAAUCUGUUGCCAGCGGACGUUGUAGAGUUGCUAACUGUCAGCAACUUUUUAAAAGAAGUUGAUCUGCCGCCGGCGGCCCAAAAAAUGCUUGACGAAUUUGAAGAGACAUACAAGCAUUUGGGAACUGAUUUUAGUCUAUCAGAUAUGGACGGAAUUGGUUACCCAGCGGGCAUAAAAGAUCGUCAGCUCAAGAGAAAUAUGGGGAUGAUGUGGAGUGUAUUAGAGGGGUUCCGGAAUAUCUGGACGUGCACACCAAGGUUGGAUGAGACAAAUUACAGUGAAAAUGCCCUUGUGGUAGAAGCUGUGUCAAGAAUCCUCAAACCAAUCUUUGGUUAUUGCUCAAUGCCGCUUGAGCAAGUAUGGGGGGAGCAUAUAAGUGAAUCGUCUAAGCAUCGGACGGGGGCAGCGGCAUCUCCAAACAAGCCCGACUUAUGCAUCCGUGUAGAUUUUCAGGGUGCUGAUGUGGAACUUGCUUUCUGCGAGUUUGCAUCACUGGGGAUGGGUCACCCGAAGCAUCGUGACGAUUGGAGAAAGUCAGUGCGCGCAUGUAAAGAUGGCUCUGAUAUGCUCCGUGACAUAUGUUUUGAAGGAAAAAAAACAGAUUGUAAUGAGGCAAUUAUAUUAAUAAGAUCAUUAAAUAAUAUACCAAGUAUUGCAAUCUUGAACAAAAAGACAAAUUUGACAUUUUCAGUUAUAGACACCUUUAAUGGUAAGUUCUUUAAAGCUUACAAGAUACUAGAUAUUGACAUACCAUUAAGGCCAGUCGAUCGACAGGUAGUUGAAGAUUUUCUGAAGAAGGCUCUUCAAGUGAAGACCUUUGUUGAGGAAGUUGCAUGUGAAGUGAUAAAGGUGUUGGAAAAAAGUAUAUCUUUGCCUGUUGAUGAUAAUGAAGACAUAGCAACAAGGCUGGAGAACUUAACCAUAGCAUCAACAACUUUCUCUUCAUAA